AUGGAUUCUGAGCCUUCCUGGACUGCCAUUCCCUCCCUCUCCCCUGGAGGUACUCUGCCUGUCCCCAAUGCCACCACACCCUGGCUGGGCAGGGAUGAAGAGCUAGCCAAGGUGGAGAUUGGCAUUCUAGCUACCGUCCUGGUUCUGGCCACAGGGGGCAAUCUGACUGUACUACUGACACUGGGCCUCCAGGGCCACAAGCGCUCCCGAAUGCACCUUUUUGUGCUGCACUUGGCCCUGACUGACCUGGGCGUGGCGCUUUUCCAGGUGCUGCCUCAGCUGCUCUGGGACAUCACUUACCGAUUCCAAGGCUCUGACCUCCUCUGCCGGGCUGUCAAGUAUCUACAGGUGCUCAGCAUGUUUGCUUCGACUUACAUGCUGCUGGCUAUGACACUGGACCGAUACCUAGCUGUCUGUCACCCUCUUCGAAGCCUCCAGCAGCCCAGCCAGUCCACCUAUCCUCUCAUUGCUGCUCCCUGGCUGCUGGCUGCCAUCCUCAGCCUCCCUCAAAUUUUCAUUUUCUCGUUGAGAGAGGUGAUCCAGGGUUCAGGGGUGCUGGACUGCUGGGCAGAUUUCUACUUUUCCUGGGGCCCACGUGCCUACAUCACCUGGACCACCAUGGCCAUCUUUGUGCUGCCUGUGGCAGUGCUCACAGCCUGCUACAGCCUCAUCUGCCACGAGAUCUACAAGAACGUGAAAGUCAAGACACAGGCUGGCAGAGAGGAAAGAAGGGGUUGGAGGACUUGGGACAAGUCCUCAUCUGCUGCUGCUGCUGCUGCUGCUGCUGCUGCUGCUACUGCCACUAGAGGGCUGCCAUCCCGGGUCAGCAGCAUCAGCACCAUCUCCAGGGCAAAGAUCCGAACUGUGAAGAUGACCUUUGUCAUUGUGCUGGCCUACAUUGCUUGCUGGGCACCUUUCUUCAGUGUCCAGAUGUGGUCUGUGUGGGAUGAGAAUGCCCCUAAUGAAGAUUCCACCAACGUGGCUUUCACCAUCUCGAUGCUGUUGGGCAACCUCAGCAGCUGCUGCAACCCCUGGAUCUAUAUGGGCUUCAACAGCCACCUGUUGCCACGUUUUCUGAGUCACCAUGCCUGCUGCAGGGGUUCCCAGCCCCGAGUACACAGGCAGCUCUCCAACAGCAGCCUCGCUAGCCGCCGCACAACACUGCUAACCCACUCCAGUGGUCCAUCGACUGACCAUCUCAGCGUUUACCUCAGCCUCCGUGCAAAGCCCAGGCCUGCAGGGUCACUGAAGAAUUUAGAUGGAGAAGCCACUAUGGAGACCAGCAUCUUUUAGAGAAGACACCCUGGAAUCUGGCUCUGCGCAUCUCAGGAACUGGGAAUAUGGGCUAGAAGGGUCAGGGAUGGUACUGAGUGAAGCCUAGUUUAAGGCAGGGUAAAGACGCCAGAAUGACUGCCACUACUCUAGCUGUCAUGGCAACCUCUAGCGUGAGUGUGCCAUUCUCUCUCAAUUGUAGAUCUUUGGAAAUCAGGAGACUUAAUCUCCCUGUUGCUGUCACAUUCAUAGAGUUCCCAUAAACAUACCCAACUGUUAGCUACAGUGUUCUAAAUCUGGAACAGGCCUACAUGGCACUGUCAGCUCAGAGGCUUGUCUCAUUACUUGGCUAACUGUUUCCAUUGUAAUCUGACUGGUACAUCUCAGGGCAAUUAGGAGAGGAAAGAACAGAAGAUUAUUAGGAAGAAGAACAGGUAUGUGGCACUUCCAGUUAUGCCCACGAGCAUCCAGAACAGAAGUGGUCUGAUGGUGAUAUGGGACAUGGUACCUAGUAGAAAUCUGGUCAAUGCUAGUUCUUCUCCCUCAUCACUCUUGCCACAGGAUGGGUGGCAUGGGGACACACCAUGCAUUCUCAGUGGUAUGGUCUACUCUGGCUGAGAGAGGGAGAAAGAGGAGAGGGAAGAGAGAAUGUGAAAGGUCACAAUAAAAUCAGGAGCAGGAAUGAGCUGUCUUCCUCGUUUCCUCCAGGGAUCCAGACUUCCUGGGACUGUGAGAAGCAGACUUCCUUUUUAAAGAAAGCCAACAUAAAUCAUGGCUGUAGAAAUCCUUGAAGUACUAGGAUUUAACCUAAGUAUCUUCUCUGCCCUGGGAAGCCACCUCCACUUCCCAUGCUUCAGACUCACCUAUAGUGAGAUGGUCUCUAAGGUCUUUCUUGGCUCUAUUCUUCUAUGGCUUUGCAAGACUGGAACUGGGUAAUAACACAAAAACACAAAGAAUGUUCUAACAAACAGGCUCAAGAAUUGUUCCAUUUUCAUAAGUUGCAUAUACACCUUGACCUCAGCUCUGGUAGGUUCCACCAUAGCCAAGCUGGUCAUUUUGAUCUCAGUUCUGUAUUGAUGAAUCCUCCUCCAAGGUAGGAAGAGAGUGAGGAAAGUGAAACCUAGGGUGUUACCCCACUCUUCCUGAUUAUUUCCAGGGGAGCUAAAAUAUUAGGGGAACUUCUGCACCUCGGUUCUGAUUCCAAGGGACAACCAAGAUCAUACAAAAACACCAGCCUGCUGUAGGGAAGGGCUGGUCCUGUCUCUGCCCUAGCAAUGACCACUGUAAAAUGCUGAGCCUGGCUAUCUCAGUUAUGAGAGUCAGACAAAGCGGGUAUAAAUGUGUGGUUUGCUAUUACUGCGGAGCUACAAGCUUUUGAGUAAAGCUCUAGGGAACACAAUUUCUCUGCCCAUUCCUUUGCGAAGCUUUGAAGAGUGACUAUGGUUUUGUAAAAACACUUCUCAUGUGUCUUUUUUUUUUUUUUUGUCAACUUGACAAAAAACAAGAAGAGGGGAUCUCAUUUGAGGAUUGCCUCCAUCAGACUGGUCUGUGGGCAUGUUCUUGACUGGUUAUUGAUGUGGGAAGUCCAGCCCAUUGUGGGCAGUGCUGCUCCUAUGAAGGCUGUCAUGGGUUUUAUAAAAAGAGAAGGCUGACCUGAAAACAUACAUACAAGUCACACAAUACAGACUGAGCAGUUUGUAUUUAUGUAUUUAGCAAUAUAUGUGUCUAUACAUGUACAUAUAUGUAAAAACAAUCAAUGAAAAAGGCAAUGACUUUAAAAAAAGAGAAGGGAAAGAUAUGUGGGAGAACAUGAAAAGGGAAGAGGGAGAUAUAAGUAUACUAUAUUCUCAAAAAAUAAAAGAAAUUAUUUUUAAAAUAAAAAAAGAAGAAAAACUGAUCAAGCUAUGGAGAGCAAGCCAGUAAGCAGAAUUCUUCCAUGGCCUCUGCUUUAUUUUCUGCCUUCAGUUCCUUCCCUGACCUCCUACCCUGACUUCCCUCAGUAAUGGAGUGUGACCUUGGAGUUGUAAGCUGAAACAAACACUUUCUUCUCUAUGUUGCUUUUGGUCCUGGUGUUUAUGACAGCAACAGAAAACAAACUAGGGCACUUCUUUAAGAGCAACUCUGCCAUGAGAAGUUCACUUAGGAUUCCUUGAACG
Messenger RNA from Meriones unguiculatus (Mongolian gerbil), 3428 nucleotides. RefSeq names its product arginine vasopressin receptor 1B (gene Avpr1b). Gene Ontology annotation, cellular component: membrane. The transcript has 2 exons. Gene Ontology annotation, biological process: G protein-coupled receptor signaling pathway; positive regulation of vasoconstriction; regulation of systemic arterial blood pressure by vasopressin. NCBI's taxonomy places the organism in Eukaryota, Metazoa, Chordata, Mammalia, Rodentia, Muridae. Gene Ontology annotation, molecular function: vasopressin receptor activity; peptide binding. The record is from RefSeq and is a predicted model, not a curated record. Bases 1 to 1293 code for a protein of 430 amino acids.